Messenger RNA from Anopheles stephensi (Asian malaria mosquito), 2394 nucleotides. RefSeq names its product zinc finger protein 394-like. Gene Ontology annotation, molecular function: zinc ion binding; RNA polymerase II transcription regulatory region sequence-specific DNA binding; DNA-binding transcription factor activity, RNA polymerase II-specific. Gene Ontology annotation, cellular component: nucleus. The record is from RefSeq and is a predicted model, not a curated record. The coding region runs from base 576 to 2225 and encodes 549 amino acids. Gene Ontology annotation, biological process: regulation of transcription by RNA polymerase II. Lineage: Eukaryota; Metazoa; Arthropoda; Insecta; Diptera; Culicidae. The transcript has 4 exons.
GAACGAAACUGCGGAUUAAACUGGCAAAGAUUGAUUGAUUCUACUAGCGAAAGCUGUGAAUAUAAAACCCAUUUUUAUUGUACAAUUCAAACAUUGUGCAGUUUUAAACAUGUAUCGUUUCAAAAUUUCAAGAGAAAGAAGAAUCAUUUGUCUCCAAGCGCAUUAAUACAGUUCUUCAAAUGCAAGAUGUAACGAGUGCGCAUUAUUUGAACAAGUCUCAGCAUUAAUAUGAUUUAAACCACAAAUUGUUUAGCAUCGACGUCGGGCGUUCAUGAAGUUGAUUGCUUUAUAAUUAUAUAUCAGCAUAGAUUAUUUCCAGUUUCAAUCCUGGAGUCAAAUUAAAUUAGAUGAGAAUAAUAAAAAAUAAAAAUUCUCAUGGUGUUUUCUGCCAUACCUUUUCUCUAUGCAUCUUGACGUGACGUUUCCACUGACAGCGCAUACAAACACAACACAACAAAAGACGCCUUCUUUGACGGAGGGAUUUUACAAGUGGAAUAUUUAGUAAACAAACUGGCUAGUAUUGCUACAGUAAUUGCUAAUUUUACGCCGUUUUAAGCUAUCUUAACCGCACAACGAUGGACGAUGAGGUGGUUUGGAAUACAAUGGAAUCACUCACCUGUUGCCGUAUCUGCGUGAUAGAAAUGGAAGAAUACUACCCUCUGCACGAAUCGCUCGAUGGAGAUGGUUCCAAGAGCUUGCAGAUCGUGCUGGAGAAGCUAUUCCCGUCGAUGUUUAAUGAAGCACAGCUACAGCACGAUUACAGUGCGAACUGGCCUACGGCAAUCUGUUUAGAAUGCAAGCAAAAAGUGCAGGAUGCGUACGAGCUGUACGAAACAUGCCUCGACAGUGGCGCUAGGCUGCAAAAGAAGGGAUUUACCAAAGAAAAGAUUGACGAAGACGUCCCAGUCCUCGUUACGGAGGAUGCUGUUAUUGACGUACCGACGGAGGAGUUCUUUGAAUGUGAUGUUGUACAAGAAAUUACCAUGGAACCACUAGAACCCUUCACCGCACCCCAAAGUUCAGUGAAACAACGCAAAAGUGAGGUGAACGAAAUAACGACCGCCACGAAAUCAUCAUCGAAACGCACAAACAUAAAAAAAGAAACGUUUGAACAGCAAGUGGAAGAGCUGGUCGUCGAAAAUGAGACGGAAUAUCUUGAAGACAAGAACACAGAACCGGACUGGGAGCCAACCGUGUCGAGAGGCAGAAAGGCUAAUACCACCAAAGCAAAGGCAGCAAAAGUUACCCGUGAACGGAAAAAGGUGGAUAAGGAAGUGUUAAUGAAAAAGGAAGAUAAGGAAGAGGCUGAACCACUGGAAUCCAAAACUGAAGUAUAUCGCUGUCAACUGUGCGAUGGACCGACGUACGAUUCGCCCAACGAGUUGACCGAGCAUCUUAAAGCGGAACACCCAUCGCAGUUACGAUCCUGUGACAAAUGUCCGAAGGUGUUCGUCAGUGAGCAAAGCUUCCAGCAUCAUCAGUAUUGCCACGCUACGGGCCGUUCGUUCUUCUGCACGUUUUGUGAUAAGGGCUUCCAGACGGAAAUUCUGCUAAAGAAUCACAUUCGCUCUCAUACGAGGGAUCCGAAAUUUCUAUGCUCAAUCUGUGGGAAGGGUUUCACAACCAAGAGCAAUCUUCAGAAACAUGUGACAUUUCACACCGAUAGUAAAUCAUGGCCCUGCCGUCUAUGUCCCUGCCGGUUUAACACGAAAGCUUGCCUAAAUGUUCACAUGCGCACCCACACGAAAACUAAAGUUUAUACCUGCCCGACCUGUGGAUCGCAGUUCAACAAGCACUAUUCGAUGGUCAAGCAUCAGAUCAUUCACACAGGUGAGCGUCCAUUUGUAUGCGACCUUUGUCCCAUGAGGUUUGUUUCCCCCUAUCACGUAAAGCGCCACAUGUUAACACACACCGGUGAAAAGCCUUACAAAUGCACCUACUGCGAGCGCGGCUUUGCACAAAGCAACGUUCUGGUGAAGCACAUGAAAACGCACAUCGGUGAUCAUCCGUACCAGUGUGACCGGUGCGAUGCAUCGUUCCGGCUGCUGAAGGACCUGCGAAACCACUACAAAGAACACUAUGUCGAAAGUGAAAAUGGGAUCGGUCCUUCGCCGGUGGUGGACGAUCAGGACAUUCGGUUUACCAGCAUCCAAAUACUGAAGCUACGAUACCAAAAGGAGAUGAACCAGUACGGCCAGAAGGCUGAGGAGAGUGAUGACAAUUAAUCGUUUUUGUAUGGUCGCUUUGAUGAGAUGUGCGUGGAACAAAACAAAAAAUUAACAUCUUUAAUUGAUAAGCAUUUGUCAGGUCAUAUAUUUCCGUUGCUGGAAUAUUGUUUAUAAAGAUACUUAUAGUACAAUAAAUAUAAAUAUAAAAGGAACAUUUUAAACUUUA